UACAGCAUACAUUUGUUGUGCCAGUCGCACACCACAACCGCAUCAGUGAGUCCAUUUCAGCAACUCCAGUUUCUGCUGCUCUGAGAAAAGUCCCUUGGUCCUGCCUACAACUUCGUCUCCAGCUCUCGCUACUGUGACCAGAGCAGCCGCAAACUCCCAGGCCCCUCCUUAACGACUUCAAUCGCAUCGCGUUCGAUAAAGAACCGGCAGAAUGAGGGCCGUCGCGAUCAUACUGCUGCUGCACGCGUGUCUGUCGUCGCAUCGCCUCGUCGCGGGCCGCAUUUCGCCUCUCGCCGAGGCGGACGGCGCCAGCACCCGCCGCCUGCUGCCAGCGGCCACGUGUCCCGCGGGCGUCGUGUGCCCGUCGGGCGCGUCGUGCGUGGUUGACGGCAACGGCUUCCCCUUCUGCAAGUGCGCGGCGGGGCAGGCGAUCAUCAAUGGCGUGUGCGCGCCGGCCGCCAGCUGGAAGGAGGUCGGCACCAACGUCGUGCUCUACAACAGCGCCUCGUACGCCAACUCGCCCACCACGCUCGCGCCCGCCGUGCUGCGCGGCGCGGCGCCCAACAGCAGCUCGUGCGUGAACCUGCCGGCGUCGUUCAACGGCACGGUGGGGUCGCUGCGGAUCAUGUGGAACGUGAACGAUGGCGUGGCGGACCACCUGCUGUGCGGCAAGCUCUUCUUCUGGAACCAGCCCAACUGCUGCUGCUCCGGCUCCGGCUACCAGAUUCCCGGCGGGUGGAGCGCCGCCAACCCUAACAACUUCUCCUACGCCACUACCAGCAUCAAGACGAUCACCGCCGGCAGCAUCAUCGCCACCGCCCGCUCCAUCUCGUGCCAGGCCGCCAUCGCGCCGCCAGCCCCCGACCCGUGCACCGGGUACUCGUGUCCGGCCAACUCAGCGUGCUCCAACGUGAAUGGCGUCGCCACGUGCUCAUGCAAUUCCGGCUACCAGAUGGUCAACGGGCAGUGCGUGGUGCCCAACCCCUGCACCGGCUACACGUGCCCCGCCAACUCAGCAUGCUCCAACGUGAAUGGCGUCGCCACGUGCACGUGCAAUUCCGGCUACCAGAUGGUCAACGGGCAGUGCGUGGUGCCCGAUCCCUGCACCGGGUACACCUGCCCCGCCAACUCAGCAUGCUCCAAUGUGAACGGCGUCGCCACGUGCACGUGCAGUGCGGGCUACCAGAUGGUCAACGGCCAGUGCGUGGUGCCCGACCCCUGUGCGACGGCCAACUGUCCGCUCAACUCGGUGUGCUCCAACGUCAACGGCGUCGCCACGUGCACGUGCUCCGCGGGCUUCGAGAUGGUCAACGGCCAGUGCGCCGCCCUUCCCGCUGUGGACCCCUGUGCGACCACCACGUGUCCGCCCAACGCCACGUGCUCCGUGGUGAGCGGCGCGGCGCAGUGCGCGUGCGCGGCGGGCUUGCAGAUGAUCAACGGCCAGUGCCAAGUGCCCGACCCGUGUGCGGGGUUCACAUGCCCGGCCAACUCAGCGUGCUCGGUUGUCAAUGGCGCGGCCACAUGCGUGUGCGCCGCGGGCUACCAGAUGGUCAACGCGCAGUGCAUCGUGCCCGACGCUUGCACCGGCUACACCUGCCCCGCCAACUCAGCAUGCUCCGUUGUGAACGGCGCCGCCACGUGCACGUGCAACGCCGGCUACGAGAUGGUCAACGGCCAGUGCGUGGUCCCUGACCCCUGCCUGAGCACCACGUGUCCCGCCAAGGCGACGUGCUCCGUGGUCAAUGGGGCGGCCAAGUGCACGUGCGCCGCGGGCUACUCCCUCGUCAACGGCGCCUGCCAGCCGGCGGAUCCCUGCUCGCUGGUGACGUGUCCCGCCAGCUGCACGUGUUCCUCCGCCAAUGGCGUCGCCAAGUGCGCCUGCGCCGACCUGUGCUACGGGGUGAAGUGCCCCGACCUGUCCACGUGCACGCUCCUGCUGGGCGCGCCCGUGUGCAAGUGCCCCGCGCCCUACACGCGCCUCAUCGACAACAAGUGCACCACCGCAACUCUGGCGAAUUCGGAGUAUUUGGACAAUCAAAACGCGGCCAGGGCGGCAGUGGGCUCCGUUCCGCUGGUGUGGAACGCCACAUUGGCGGCGCACGCGCAGGCGUGGGCAACCACGCUCACCAACAGCACGUACAACUGUGGGCUGUCGCACGGCGGCAACCCCGGCGAGGGGCAGAACCUGUCAGGGGCCAGCCCUUCGGGGUACUACGCGGCGCCCGCGGCUGUGAGCUGGUGGGUGGGCGAGGGCGACCUGUACAGCUUCGCCGUGUUCUCGGGCGGCUGCAGCACCGGCAACUGGGCUGACUGCGGCCACUACACCCAGGUGAUUUGGAAUAACACGAAGACGGUGGGGUGCGGCAAGGCAUCAUGCGGCACGAGUGCGGACGUGUGGGCCUGCAACUACUACCCGCCUGGCAACUAUGGCGGCCAGCUGCCGUAUGUGCAAGACCCGUGCUACCGUGUGGCCUGCCCGUCCACGGCCACCUGCGCAGUGAGCUACGGCCAGCCGGUGUGUGUGUGUGCGGCGGGGCAGGUGCUGGUGAACAACGCCACGUGCCUGCCCGACCCCUGCCUGUCUGGCAGCACGUCGUGCCCCGGCAACCUCGUGUGCGACGGCUCCUCUGGCACCGCCCAGUGCGCCUGCCCCACCGGCCUCGUGUCCAUCUCUGCCGACACCUGCGUCCCACCGGCAUGUGUGGGGGCCACGUGCCCAUCGCAGGCGACAUGCACGGUGGACGGCAGCGGCUACCCCUUCUGCCAGUGCGCGGCGGGCUCGUACCUGGCCAACAACCUCUGCGUGGCUGGCACUCCUGCGGCGGUGGCGGCCACGAGCCUGGCGCUCUACAGCGCUGCCUCCUACACCAGCACGUCCGCGCUGCCCGGCCCAGUGCUUGUGCGCACGGGGCUGCCCGUCAACACAUCGCGCGGCAGCUGUGUGGACAUCCCCGCUAGCAUUGCUGGCACCGUGCCGUCGCUGCGCGUGCUGUGGAACGUGCCCGACAGCACGGGCGCCCCCAAGCAGUCGUGCGGCACACUGUGGUUCUGGACCAGCGCUGCGUGCUACGGGUCCGCCACUGGCUACUACCGACCCGCGGGAGACAUCACCAACUUCGCGACCACAUCGGGCAAUGUGGCAAUAGUCAAAUCCGUUGCCUGCCAGUUGUGACAGCCACCUGAGCAAACUCUUUGAUAGCCCUCGCAUCUUGUAUAGUUGAGAAAUUCAGCGCCCUUCUCCCAGCCUCACUUUCCAGACUUGAGUUGCGGAUUAGCCUCCUGGAGCUCCCAGGUUGUACCAUACAUGAUUAAUUCAUUUGUCCACUAGUUGCCUUGCUCCUUGUUCGUGCUCCGUUUUUGUGAUGAGCCUUUGUGUGAAUGAAUGCUGGGUGUACUGCCGUAACAGAUAUUGCAACAAUUUUGUUAGAAAUACCC
Molecule: messenger RNA, 3435 nt
Organism: Closterium sp. NIES-67
Lineage: Eukaryota; Viridiplantae; Streptophyta; Zygnematophyceae; Desmidiales; Closteriaceae
Source: the annotation of a GenBank genome assembly